UUCGUUCAUGCGACGAACACGCGAAGAAUAUUUUUUAUUUAUAAAUACUCAGGCCCCGUGCCAAAAUGCAGGAUUCUCAGCCUAAACGUUUAUCCUUGACAUUUAAUCGAGUCAAAAAUUCAUGUUUAUUCGUUUGAUAAUAUAAAUACAUGUUGUUCGUCAAAUAAAAAGUAUCUAAUCUUUCUCUGUGAUAAUCGGGCAAAAUCUGUAUCAAACAUCUGAGCCCAUCUUCAGAUGAAUGAAUAGUGACGUCAUAAAUUAUCAGCUGUCUAAGAAAGACCACGUCGCGGGGUUCGUUAAAGUGUCGCGUAUCGGCUUGUUGGCAGGCCACAAAAUCGAAAAAUCUUUUUUCGUUGUUGGCAUAACAACUUUACACAAUGGAUUUUAGCAUAACUAUAUUGUAUGCUAGCGAAACCGGAACUGCUCAAGAUGUGGCGGAACAAAUCUGGAAAAGUGCCAAAAGGAAAGGAUUGUACAGCACAAUAUCCACAUUAGAUGAUUAUGAUUUAGCUAAUUUUGAUUCUGAACAUUUAAUGGUUUUCGUUAUUGCGACAACAGGACAAGGUGAUCCUCCUGAUAAUAUGAAACAAUUCUGGAGAUUUUUAUUACGCAAAAGCCUUCCUCCUUCUAUGCUUAAUAAUAUUCGAUAUGGUGUUAUUGGUCUUGGUGAUAGUUCAUAUAAAAAAUUUAAUUUUGCUGCGAAAAAGCUUAAUAAAAGGCUAGCACAGCUUGGUGGAAUACAAUUGUUACCGAUAGGUUUAGCUGAUGAUCAACAUGACUUAGGUAUAGAUGCUGUUGUUAGUCCCUGGGUACAGAAAUUGUGGGAAAAGAUUGGGCUUAUAUAUAAUAUCCCUGAUAUAAAUGUAUCUAAUAAUAUUGAAGGAAUAAUUGAAAGAUAUAAUAUUUCUAUAGUUAAUGGCAGUAAAGAAAAAUCACUAACAGAAAUAGCUUGUUAUUUAGAGACUGAUAUUUAUAAAGAAGAAAUGAAUAUAAAAGAUGAAAUGAAAAUAGGUGUUAUAAUUGAAAAUGCAAGAACCACUGCCGCAGAUCAUUUUCAAGAUGUUAGAUUAAUUAAAAUUCAAAGAGAAGAUAUUAUAUAUGAACCAGGAGAUAUAAUUUAUGUAAGACCAAAGAAUUCUUUGAAACAGAUUGAGAAAUUCUUUAAUGUAUUGAACGAUAAUAACAUUUUAAUUUAUCCUGAUAUGAUUGUUCAGGUGUCUGAAAGACAAAUAAAAGUACCGUACGUUUUAAAACAAACUUUAACCCUAGGUGAAAUUGUUGCACAGUAUUGGGAUUUGAAUUACAAACCACGAAGAUCUACAUUCGAAAUAUUAUAUCAAAUUAGUGAUAAUGAUUUGGAAAAAGAAAAGCUUCACGAAUUUACAAUGCCCAGUGGUCAAGAAGAAUUAUAUGAUUAUGUAAAUAGACCACGAAGAAAUAUCAUAGAAGUUUUAGCAGACUUUCCUCAUACCACGAGUAAAUUAAAUAUACAAAUAUUAUUUGAAAUCAUGUCACCAAUAAAGCCACGUGCUUUCAGUAUCGCAUCGAGCGCGAUAAAUACAAAAAAUGAAAUACACAUAUUAGUUGCCGUUGUUAAUUAUAAAACAAAACUAAUAGAGCGUAGAUUAGGUCUAUGUUCGAAUUGGCUAGCAAAUUUAAAAGUUAAAAGUAAAAUCAUUUUUUGGAUACGUAAAGGAACUUUUAUAUUUCCGUCCAAUGUGCCAAAAAUUCUCAUUGGACCUGGUACAGGCAUUGCACCAUUUAGAUCGUUACUUUUAGAGAAAGCUGCCACGAAACAAGAUCUUACCACGUGCUUAUUAUUUUUUGGAUGUAGAUAUAAAGACAAAGAUUAUCAUUUUAAAGAAGAUUUUAUUAAUUUAACCAGCACAACUGGUUUAAAAUUAUUUUGUGCAUUUUCUAGAGAUCAAGAACAUAAAAUAUAUGUUCAACAUAUUAUACGUGAAAAUAAUUUUUUAUGUUGGGAAUUUCUUCAAAAUGGCGCCAAUAUUUAUUUGGCAGGAAGUGAACCUGUACGUCUUUCACCAGGUUGGGAAGGAACCGGAAGACCUGAUGACGAAUUAAACUUUAAAGGUGUAACAAUGGAUCAAGCUGAUUUAGAAAUAAAUCCUCCGCGUGACAGAUUAAAUUUAGUAUUUUCGAUACUAAUACUUCAUGGAAUUGGUAUUCUAAUGCCAUGGAAUAUGUUUAUAACAGCAAAAGAUUAUUUUGUCAAUUAUAAGUUAUCCAAAGAAUACACAGAAAUUGAGUCUAAUUAUUCAACAAAUUUUUUGUCAUAUCUGGGAUUUGCCUCGCAAAUCCCAAACUUGUUAUUUAAUUGGUUAAAUAUAUUUAUAAAACUCAGAGGAAAUUUGACAACACGUAUAGCAUGGGGCAUCUUUGUACAAAUUUUAAUAUUUUUAUUUACCGUUAUAUUGGCAAUGAUGGACACUUCUCAAUGGCCUGGAAUUUUCUUCUGGAUUACUAUGAUUUCUGUUAUAAUAUUAAACAUUGCUAAUGGGAUUUAUCAAAAUUCGGUAUUUGGAAUGGCUGCUAAACUUCCUGGUAAAUAUACGGGAGCUGUUAUUUUGGGCUCGAAUAUAAGUGGAACAUUCACAGCUGUGAUUAAUCUUAUUUCUCAAAUUAUGGCACCAAAUGCACGGACUGCUGCUAUCUAUUACUUUAUAACGGCUUUAUUUAUUCUUCUAGCCUGUUUUGACACUUAUUUUGCUCUUCCAUUAAAUAGAUUUUAUAGAUAUCACGAAUUACUUCAUCAAAAAGAGUUAAAUAAAAGACAACUGGAGAAUAGUACAAGAGGGAAGAAAGAAGAGCUACCUUAUUGGAAAAUAGUUUUGCAGUGUUCUUCUCAGCUUUUUAACAUAUUUAUUGUCUUUUUCGUUACUCUUGCUUUAUUCCCAUCUGUUCAAUCUGAUAUAAAACGUUCAAGUGCAGAAUUCAUAGUUCCACUUGAUUUUUAUGUUAGCAUUAUGUGCUUUCUGACUUUCAACGUUACCGCUAUGAUUGGUAGUUCCAUAGCAUCUAUCGUUCAAUGGCCCAGUGAAAAGUAUCUGAUAAUUCCAAAUAUGUUACGGAUAUUCUAUAUACCAGUGUUUCUAUUCUGUAAUUAUUAUCCAGCAGAAACAAAGAGAUAUUUGCCAGUGUUUAUUGACAAUGAUUGGGCAUAUUUGAUUAUUGGCAUUACAAUGGGUAUCUCUCAUGGUUAUUUUUCCUCAAUCUCAAUGAUGUAUUGCCCUAGAAUGGUAGAACCACAAUACGCAUCGAUAGCCGGUAUGUUUGGCGCAGCUUCACUUGUCACUGGCAUUUUUAGUGGAAUUUUGUUUUCUUUUGUUAUGCCAGUUAUUAUAUCAUGGGGACAUUGAAUAUUUCCCGAAUAACUUUCUCUGAACAUGCCUCAUAUCUCUGGGAUUAUUUCAAAUGAUUUCGAUUAAUGCCAAAGAUCGUUAUUACACAAUCAGAAUUUUUUUAUGGAUUAGAAAAAAUGAAAAAGAUCAAAGGUACAGAAUUUCUUGGCAAUCAUUGCAAACAAUAUUUCAAUAUAGAGUAACUUGUUCAAAAUAUCCUAAUCAAUUGGACCAAUCAGCUUUAACAAGAAAAUUGCAUCAUAUUAGGUUCUACAGAAACGCUUAAAUUAAAUAUAAGCCGCUGGAGAGUAAGCACACAAUUGAAUUCUUUAAAUUUUGUUAUUAAAUAUUUCAAUUUUAAAUCAAAUUAAAACAAUAACCAUCUUAAGUUUAAGUAAAUUUUUUCUACUUUAAAGAAAUAAAAAAAAAAA
Molecule: messenger RNA, 3790 nt
Organism: Vespa mandarinia (Asian giant hornet)
Lineage: Eukaryota; Metazoa; Arthropoda; Insecta; Hymenoptera; Vespidae
Product: equilibrative nucleoside transporter 1
Biological process (GO): nucleoside transmembrane transport
Cellular component (GO): plasma membrane
Molecular function (GO): nucleoside transmembrane transporter activity
Source: RefSeq, a predicted model, not a curated record